This is a messenger RNA of Spizellomyces punctatus DAOM BR117, 2036 nucleotides long. RefSeq lists its product as uncharacterized. The coding region runs from base 29 to 1933 and encodes 634 amino acids. The record is from RefSeq and is a predicted model, not a curated record. The transcript is spliced from 13 exons. Lineage: Eukaryota; Fungi; Chytridiomycota; Chytridiomycetes; Spizellomycetales; Spizellomycetaceae. Gene Ontology annotation, biological process: mitochondrial RNA 5'-end processing. Gene Ontology annotation, cellular component: mitochondrial envelope; mitochondrion.
CCCAAGAUAGAGCAGCCUGGACAGUGAAAUGACGGCGAGAGCAGUGAUCCAUCCGGCAUGUCGCCUAGUGCUCCACCGUCGCUCGAGCUCUGGCGCAGCCUGGAAGCAUCUGUCGGAGAUUUUGCCAUCGAAACCCCCUGUGGUAGCAAAGUCCGUCGCCCAGAAAACGGAAGAUCUCCGAAAGCUUGCUGCCAGCUUUCUUGAGGCCAGCAAGAGGUCAAGCCAAGGUCGGCCCCAAAACCCACAGGAUACAGCGGACACUGUUAUCGAAUUACUCAAAGCACAUAAAGGAGAUACUCUGUCUGUCGGCGCUGGGCAUGCGCUGCAACAUACGACCGUUCCAAAAGAGGAGCCAUUGAAGGUAAAUCUGCCAUCGAGACCACCUACGCAAAAGCCUUCAGUAGAUCACACCGCGGGAGCCUGUGAUACCGCUCCCCCAACCCCGUCAGACGGCGUUGAACAGCGGAAGCCACAACAGAAGCCACGAACACCUCGCGCAAAAUGGCAAACUGUGACACCAUUUCCUUUCAAUUACCAAGCCGUUGAGAGAACGGACGAUGCGAUAACUCCAACAUUAGCCCAUGGAUUGGACCGUGUGCUUUUCAACCCAGGUCCACAUUUCUUGCAAGAUUCCGAGACAGAUAUAUUCAAUUUUGACCCAUGGUUAAAGAAUAUCCUACAACCAGACGACUUCGACUAUGAUGCGCUGCCUCCGUACGUGAUCGCAUCACAAGACUCGUCGUUAUUGGCCCUUAGCAAAAAGCAGCGGAAACGUUACGUGUCUUCGACGUCUUCGAUCACUGGUCUGCUGUCGCAGUUAUAUUUGUUGAUCUCCAACCAGAAGCCAAUCAAUACAUCGUCUUUUUCACCGUGUUUCCAAGAGGAGCCCGCUGACUUUACAACAACCUCUCGGGCUCCCAUGUCAGUUGUGCUUCGGCAUUUUGACGGAGGAUACGCCAUAGAUCUCGAGAAGCCUGACGACGACGACGAUUGGAACGUGAUGAUGAGCUUGGGCAAAUCCAUGGAGAAGAUGUUGACGGUCCCACCUGCGGAGUUUGAGAAAUAUCACAAAGUCAAUUCUACACAAUUUGCCGAAAAGACACCGCAGAAAGAGGCAUAUCAUUAUGCGACGGCAGAAGGAUUUCUUCUCCGAGCUCAGAUUGAUUGCCACGAUGCGCGAUUACCAAAAAAGACUUUCGAUCUUAAAACAAGAGCAACUGUGGCCAUUCGCAUGGAUCCCGUCAACUACUUGAGCAAUAUUGAUUACAAGCUAACUUCGGUAACGGGCCGAUAUCAGUCUUUUGAAAGUGAACUGUUCGACAUGCUACGAUCGGCCUUUUUGAAGUAUAGCUUCCAGGCUCGCAUCGGUGACAUGGACGGUAUCUUUGUUUGCUAUCAUAAUACAGCUGAAGUAUUCGGUUUUCAAUAUCUGCCUAUGGGAGAAAUGGAUAGGCUACUGUUUGGGAACACGGCAUAUGCCGAGCAAGCGUUUGCGCUUUCAAUAAAAGUUUUACAAGCGGUUCUAGACGUCAUUACCAGCAAGUAUCGCGGACAGGAUAUCCGACUUACGCUCGCACGAGAGGGCGGCGAAAAUACUUCUCUUGCAUUCUUUGCUGAUCCCGUAAUGGAUUUCGAGAUCAUGGAAGAUGGAGGCUAUGUGUCUCCUCCCGAGCUCAGCAAAUUCGAAUUACAAUGUCGCUCAAUCCUGAAUGGUGCAGAAGAACCGAGUUAUUUCGACAUUGCUGCGGAUGGGUCGGAUACUUGGGAGCUGCAGUACAAGAUCAAACAGGCCAAUAUCUCACUGAUGCAACUAUAUGAUGAGUACGAGAGAUUGAGAAACAGGUGCUCAAAUCUGAAACCCUUUGUUCCAACAAAGGGGCACAAGAUUUUUGUCAAUAGAUUGCGCAAAAAGGCGAAUUUAGAUCUAUAUUGAUCGGAUUCGUAUUUCGGUGUCGAUAGUCAGCGACGUUGGUAGAGUUUCAGUAUAUUUUAUAUUAUUUAUCUAUUACAAUAGCAAUUGCUUUUUUAAAGAUGCA